GCUAAGGUAAUAGUGUGCGUGUCAUUUCUACACUUCCAUUUUUUAUUAGGCUGACAGCGCAUCAUUCACAAAACCGGCUUCAAAACGUAAACAACAGCAUCAGGACAGUGUUAUAAAUCGAUAUAUGAUAUAGUUUACAGGGUAUUACUGAAAUAAAAAGAUAGGAAGUCAAAAACAUCAUGUCUUCACCGGGGAACGAAGCGCGUCUAGUUGAAGGAAACCGGGAUGAACUGUUGUUUUGUUUAGGCCGGAUCCCGGCUUGUAUAGAUGUGCGAGCAGUUUCGCGUUUUGAAGAGGGACAACUAGCCACGGCAUCUGCUUCAUCAACGGUGUCGGCUGCAUUCGGUGGUAGUGUUGCUCUUGUGACACGGCCAACCGGAACAGAGCAACCCAACGAUGGACAACAGCCGAGUACGGCUGCAAGUCCAACGGUGCAAGCGACUGCUGGUGGUUGUGAUACGGUUGUGACACUGCCGUUUGAAAUCGUCCGACGCCUUGGUGAGCAGCAACCGACUUCAGUAGCAUAUUCGCCGUUGCAAGUAGCUGCUGGUGGUGGCGUUACUGUUGUGACACUGCCGUCCGGAACUGUUCGACGCAUUGGGAACCAGCGGCCGAGUUCAGCUGCCCAUUCGUCGUUGCAAGCGGUUGCCGGUGGUAGUGUUGUUGUUGGUGCACGGCCGCCCGGAAUCGCUCGACACAUCGGUGAUCUGCAGCCGAGUUCAGCUGCCCAUUCGUCGUUGCAAGCGGUUGCCGGUGGUAGUUUUGUUGUUGGUGCACGGCCGCCCGGUACCGUUCGACGCAUCGACGGACUACAGCCGAGUUCAGUUGCACGUUCAUCGGUGCAAGCGGCUUCUGGUGGUGGUGUUGCUACUGUGAUGCGGCCGCCCGGUAUCGCUCGGCGCAACGACGGACUACAGCCGAGUUCAGCUGCACGUUCAACGGUGCAAGCGGCUUCUGGUGGUGGUGUUGCUGUUGUGACACUGCCGUCCGGAACUGUUCGACGCAUUGGGAACCAGCAGCCGAGUUCAGCUGCCCAUUCGUCGUUGUAA
Molecule: messenger RNA, 1049 nt
Organism: Anopheles arabiensis
Lineage: Eukaryota; Metazoa; Arthropoda; Insecta; Diptera; Culicidae
Exons: 2
Coding region: 180-1049 (289 amino acids)
Source: RefSeq, a predicted model, not a curated record